This is a messenger RNA of Medicago truncatula (barrel medic), 584 nucleotides long. Its product is annotated as mitochondrial pyruvate carrier 4. The record is from RefSeq and is a predicted model, not a curated record. Gene Ontology annotation, biological process: pyruvate import into mitochondria. Gene Ontology annotation, cellular component: mitochondrial inner membrane. The transcript is spliced from 5 exons. Lineage: Eukaryota; Viridiplantae; Streptophyta; Magnoliopsida; Fabales; Fabaceae. Bases 105 to 425 code for a protein of 106 amino acids.
GGAAAAAAAAAGCAAAUAAUAUAAUUUGUAAGUGGUGGUAGACUGGUAGCUGAACCCAAAUCGAAUUCCCCUUUCAAUCGAAGAGAAGAAGAACGAUUCAUUUCAUGGCGACUUCAAAGCUUCAAGCUUUUUGGAAUCAUCCAGCUGGUCCCAAAACCAUUCACUUUUGGGCCCCUACAUUUAAGUGGGGUAUCAGCAUUGCCAAUAUUGCUGAUUUUGCAAAACCACCUGAGAAGCUUUCCUAUCCUCAACAAAUAGCUGUUACAGCUACUGGACUUAUCUGGUCACGUUACAGCACAGUAAUCACUCCAAAAAAUUGGAACCUUUUUGCCGUGAACGUUGCAAUGGCAGGAACUGGCCUAUACCAACUGUCACGCAAAUUGCGGCAAGAUUAUUCGUCGGAGAAGGCUGUAGAAAAAGAAUGAUGACGGAGAAUUUGAAAAUAUCAAGUUAUUGUGUACUUGGAGCUUGAUACCUGGAUUGUAAUUUUCAUGUUGAACAUAUAUUUGAAAUAUCAUUUUGGGAAAAAAUAAUGAAUAGAUUUUAAAACCUCCCUUUUGCCGUAACUCAACCCUUUUUUAUUA